Molecule: messenger RNA, 2669 nt
Organism: Chironomus riparius
Lineage: Eukaryota; Metazoa; Arthropoda; Insecta; Diptera; Chironomidae
Source: the annotation of a GenBank genome assembly
GUUUUACAUUCGACGAUUUUCAGUUCUUUCGAGCAAAAUUUUUCAAGUGAAAAAAAUUAAUUUUUUCAUGACUUAGAAUGGCUAGGAAACGUAACGAAGAAUAUAAAGGUGAUAACGAGGACGAGGAGUUCGAGGAAGAACCAGUUGAAGAGUUUGAAGACCCAGAUGAUUUUGUGGACGAUGUUAAUGAUGAAGAACUACUUGGGGAUCUGCUUAAGAAGAAACCAUGCGAAACAGACGGCAUGGAAAAUGUCAUUGUAGUUGAUGAAAUCCCAAAAGUUGAGCCAGCACGUCAAGAGAAAUUGGAAAAUGUCAUCAAAAAGUUGUUCACAACUUGCGGUGAAAUCGUCAAUGUGUACUAUCCAAAAGAUGAUAAUGGAUAUACUAAAGGAUAUUGCUAUAUUGAAUACAAGUCACCGGCACAAGCUGAAGAAGCUGUCAAAGUUUAUAGCAAUUAUCGUCUUGACAAGACUCAUACACUUCUUGUGAAUAUUUUUACGGAUUUCCAAAAGUAUGAGAGUAUUCCCGUUGAAUGGGUACCGCCAACAGCACAACCAUACACGCCAACUGUCGAUUUGUAUAGUUUCCUUACUGAACCUGAUGCUUAUGAUCAAUAUUGUGUUGUCGUUGAUAAUGGAAGUUCACCGUCACAAGUUCAAUUCUGGCAAAAUUCACUACCUGAUCCAACCGAACUGCAUAGGAAAGAUAAAUUCACUGAACAAACUGUCAAAUGGUCACCUCUCGGAACUUAUAUCGUAGCCUUCCAUAAACAAGGUGUGGCAAUUUGGGGUGGUCCACAAUUCCAGCGUAUCAAUAAAUUCCCACAUAUAGGAACAACGCAUGUGGAAUUCUCACCAAAAGAAAACUUUAUUGUAACUUAUGGACUUGCAACAGCUAGCGGUGGAAGUAAAGUAAUCAUUUGGGAUAUAAGAACUGGACUUGAGAAACGUAGUUUUGUUGCUGAUCCACUUGCUCCAACAUCAAUCUUCCGUUGGUCUCAUGAUGAUAAAUAUGUAGCAUCGAUGGGCGAUGGAGCUAUUCAUAUUUAUGAAACUGAUACAUUCUUUUUACUUGAGAAGAAAUCUGUUAAAAUUCCCGGCAUUCGAGGAUUUGCAUGGUCACCAACUGAUAAUAUUAUUGCAUAUUGGGUAGCUGAACAAACUGAUGUACCAGCAAAAGUAACAUUAAUGGAUAUUCCCAAGAAACGUGAAAUUCGUAUGAAGAAUCUUUUCAAUGUUGCUGACUGUAAACUUCAUUGGCAAAAGUGUGGCGAUUAUUUAGGCGUUAAAGUAGAUCGUUUUAGUAAGUCAAAGAAGGGUGGAUUAAAAGAUCAAGAUGUCAAAUUCCUUGGUAUGUUUUAUAAUUUUGAGAUUUUCCAUAUGCGUGAGAAGGACAUUCCCGUCGAUUCUGUUGAAAUCAAGGAACCAAUUGCUGCAUUCUCGUGGGAACCAGUUGGCGAUAAGUUUGCAAUAAUUCACGGUGAGGGUGCUGGCGGAAGUAAUGUGAGUUUCUUUGAAGCAAAGAAGGGACAAAAAGUGUCAUUAGUAAAGAAAAUGGAACGUAAAUCAGCAACACAUUUGUUUUGGUCACCGAGAGGAGGCUUCAUUGUCCUUGCUAAUUGCACACAAGGAGUCUUUGAAUUUGUCGACACAUCAGAUUUCACAAUCAUGAAUACUGGCGAUCAUCAUGGAGCUUUUCAAUGUGAAUGGGAUCCAACUGGUAGAUAUAUUGCAACUGGACUCGGAGCACAUAAAGUCAAGGAUGAUCACAGCUACUAUUUAUGGAGUUUUCAAGGUCGUCUUUUAAGACGAAAUAACUUAAAGAACUUCCUUCAAUUAUUCUGGCGUCCACGACCACAAACACUUUUGGCUGAUGCUCAACAAAAGGAAAUCAAAAAGAACCUUAAGAAAUAUUAUCCACAAUUUGAGACAAAAGAUCGUUUGAGACAGACACGUGCAAGCAAGGAAUUACUUGAGAAGAGAGCGAAAUUGCGUGAAGAAUUUUUGGAUUAUCGUCAAAAGAGAAUUCAAGAUUAUGAAAGUUUGAGAAUUAAACGAAUAGAAUUGAGAAAUAAUGUUGAUACAGAUACUUUGGAAGCUGAUAAGGAUAACUUAGAAGAAGAAAUUGUUGAAUGCUUGGUUAAAGAAGAAACAACAUUUGUCUGAAUACUACUAGAAUAAAAUUUGUUUUUAUUAUAAGUAGCUCCAACAUCAUCAACAUACAUCAACAACUAAAAUAAUAUCUAGAAGAUACUACGACAGAAGAUCGUUGAUUAUCAUCAAACUUUUUUUUUAUAUACUUUAUUAUAAUCUCUGAUUGAGUGUUUUUUCUUUCUUGAUAAUUAUUAUUUAAAAGUAAUAUCCAGCACGAGUAAGUGUGAAGGAAAAAAGAAGGCAAAAGAACAAUUUUUAUGAAAGAAGAAAAUUAAUUAAUUGAAAUUUAAAUCAAGUGACAAGGACAGUCGAAGAACAUCUUUUUUUUAAGUGAAUAUCUUCAAUUAUCUUUAUCAUUAUAAUUACAAGAGCAAGUACAGUCAUAUUAGGCUAAGAAAUUUUUACUAAUUCUUACAACACAAAAAGCUUAAAAUGACUGAUAAUCCUAAAUGUAGUAAAGUGGACAGUUGGUUAAUAAAAAUAAAGCGAAGGCGAAAAGAAAGUAACAAAAACACA